This is a messenger RNA of Ceraceosorus bombacis, 1161 nucleotides long. NCBI's taxonomy places the organism in Eukaryota, Fungi, Basidiomycota, Exobasidiomycetes, Ceraceosorales, Ceraceosoraceae. The record is from the annotation of a GenBank genome assembly.
AUGAAGAACGCCGCUCUUCUCUCCGCCAUGGUGCUGGCCGCCGUGACCGUACGAGCCUUGCCCACCGCUACGCUAGCCGACCACCUGAUCAAGGGUCGCUCUGUCGACAAUGCCCAGUUGAGAGCAAGGGGUACCUCGACGCGCGAAGGAGAGCAGUCCUUCCUUCGAACUCGCAACAGCGCUAGUGCGCACCUGCCUGGCAUGGACCACGUCGCUGACGAGGUGCAGCUGGCUCGAAGCCUCGUUCAAGAGGGCAGCGACUACGCCUCCCUUGGAAUGGUGAACGGCAAAAGAGAUGUCUCGCCAGCAACCGACGCUCUUGAUGCGCGCAGAACGCCACCAGGGGUAAGCCACAAUGGCUAUCUGGGUCCCAUCUUUAACGGCAAGAGGGAGCUCGCUGUCGACACCAAGACGAACGACGGCGACAUUCUCGCACGCCGAUCGACGUUGAACCCUAGAAAGCUCUGCUCACAGGACCCCGCGGUCGCGUGCGGUGGGGGUGGCUGGAACCUCGGUAGGGGCAGACGAGACCUUCAGCCAAAUGCCCAACCUUUCGAUGCUGAUGUUCUCGCCACUCGUCAAAGCGAUGACGCCGUGCUCAAGGCGCGCGAAAUCGAUUUCAGAGUAAAGCCCAUCUUCACCCCAGAGGUCCCGCGGAAACCGCCCGCUAGCCACGAUCCUCCCACCAAGAGGCACGUCUCGCCAUCCACUGAGCGCCUUGAAGCUCGUCAAAAGCCUGUUUGGAAGCAUCGCGGAGGCGCUGGUGGUCCAAUCUUCAACGGCAGGAGCGACGCAACGUCUGACGAGACUAUCGAGGCGCGCCAAGGAGAUGGGAAGAACAAGCUUCGCUGGUCUGAUCACCCCCAGCACAUCGGCAAGCGUGAUCUUGAGCCUACCCAAUCUUUGGAGGUGCGUGGUACUGAGGAGAUGGACCACCAGAAUACGAUUGUUACUCGAUCGGGCAGCCUCGGCAGGCGCGAACCGAUGCCCAGUCCAGUUCCUCAGCCCAAAAAGCAGCGAGGCAACAGCCAGCAGGCCAACGUCCAGAAGAAUCACACAAAGGCGUCUCAUGGCCAGACCCAAAAGGCAACUCGUAAGCCGAAGAAGACCAAGGUCGGUUACGUUUAUCCCGCUUCCAAAGACCCUCUCGCCGCUUUCUAG